Molecule: messenger RNA, 3374 nt
Organism: Xenopus laevis (African clawed frog)
Lineage: Eukaryota; Metazoa; Chordata; Amphibia; Anura; Pipidae
Gene: nodal2.S
Product: nodal homolog 2-B
Exons: 3
Coding region: 1990-3207 (405 amino acids)
Source: RefSeq, a predicted model, not a curated record
GCAUCAUUUUUACUGGCCAGGCUGGUAAAAUACCAGUCAGAUGGCAAUAUUGUGGACAAUAUGUUCACCAACUCCUUGGAUAUUGCUCUCAGUGGCCUGCCCUCAAAGCAGGUGCUUAUUUUUAAAUUCUAAGCCUGGAGGUAAGUUUUGGUUGCUAAACAGAGACUCCUAUAGGCUGCUAGUCUACAUAGGGGCUAUCAGAUCACGGCCCUCAUUUUUUUUAUGUUUUUGUUGCUCCCUAACUAUUUUUUAAAUUGGAAUGUGGCUCAUGGGUAAAAAAAAUGUUGGGGACCCCUACUCUAAAGCAUUGGUACUUCCCAUUACAGCAGAUAGUGCACACAUGGAAAUGGCUAUUUACCUUUCUUGAUGUUCAAAUAUAUAUAUAUGUAAUAGUUGCUAUAGAUCUGAAUAAGAAGCUUUCAAUGCUAUGUCAACCAGGAGUGCCAGUCACACAGACCAGUAGCUGGCUGGCUGAGGAUGAUGGGAACUGUAGUUCAUCAUACUUGGGUAAAGCUGUAAGAUACAGGCAAGUUAAAAGAUCCUUUAUAUGCACUUGAGUGUUCUUAAGAAAGGCUAUUUGACUGUAACAGGAAAAAUAUGAAGCAUGAAAUGUGCCCUCACAUAAUUUUAAAUCUUCUCCUCCCCUGUAUAGAUGAAAUAAACAGGUUUUUUUGCCUUUGGUUCAGAUGCCAUGACAAACCAUGAAUUAUAAUGGUGAUACUGGAUCAAGGUGUCCUUCUGUGAACCAUUAGUUUCCAUAACACUUGGAUCAAGGUUGCACUUUCUGAAUUUGUCAGUUUAUUUUUUCUGAACUGUCAUCAGCAAUUAAUAUGAAUACAAUGCAAACAUAAACUUUAAAAAAAAGAAAACACCUUGAAUAGACUCUUACUGGAAGAGACAAUGGCCAGAAUGUUGAUUGGUCACAGACUGUUAUUUCAUGUCCAUUGGAAUGAUAUACACAAUGGCUUGUGCCUGGCCUCCAUUGACAAUGCACUACAGCAUUCAUCCAAGCACCAUAGGGAUAAUGGUACCACAAUGGGUCUGCUCUUUCUGAAGUGGAACAAGGAAAGGGAUCAUAAACUGUUCAUUAGAUCUUUUCAGUGACCAAAUGGUUAUGAAGAUUAAGAGCACUUUUCAGGGUAUUAUGCUGAGGUGUGUGCCAUAUUUGGGGGAUACUUUGUUGAAGAGCAAUGGCUCAUUGCAUAGACAAGUAGCGUCUAAAAACACCAAAUUCCCCUAUAUUGACCAUAGCAAAAAUCGUCUGGGUUUUCAUGGCAAUUUACCCCUGAUCGGUUUAAUGAUAAUUUAUAGAGCUGUUGAGAUACUAGAAGAUGGUUGGCUUGGGCCUACAUACAUGCAAAGAGCAUAGAUGGAAAACAUUAAGGGACUUGGGAGAUUUAGAAAAAAAAACAGACCAUAUAUGUAUAAAUUCAUAUAUAAUAAGUUCUCCAGUGGUUGUCUUCUACUGGUAGCCUUACAAAUCAAACCCUGUUCUGGAAAAAGAACAAUUCAGGACACAUUUACCAAAAAGUCUUUACCCCCAUGGACAUCCUUGUGUCAAAUCAAUGCAAACAAAUCAAUUAUGGAUUAGUACCUUCAAUGGUGAAUAUUUAGCACCAUAUGAUGUGUUUCUAUGGUUGAAAUGGGAUUAUCAAAUUUCACAGAUCCCCAGUAAUGAUCCUGCGUUACUCAUAUACGAAACCUGUAGGUAUUUUUAUUGAAUGAACGCUUAUCUAGAGCCCUCCAUCAGAGAAUUUCUUGCAGGUGUCGUUAACUUUUCACCUGGGGAUGGGCCCAGUGCUACUGGGUUGCUUAAAUCAGUCAGAUCAAAGACGUACAGGUGUGAAGAACCAUUGAAACUCAUAAUCCAUCCUUUACAUAAAGGCAGGGAUUUUAAGGUUUGCUCUUCAGUCUUGGAGUUCCUCUAACUAGUUCAUAUCUUCUGAGUUGGAAGAAUCAGGCAAUCAGUACAGAUAUCUCUCUCCAGAGAUGGCAAGCCUAGGAGCCAUCUUGUUAUUCGCCAUUGCCUCCCUUAUGCAUGGGAGGCCUAUUCAUUCAGACAGAAAAGGAGCAAAAAUCCCUCUCGCAGGAUCUAACUUAGGAUACAAGAAAUCUAGCAAUAUGUAUGGUUCCAGGCUGUUCCAGGGUAUGAGAUACCCCCCUUCCAUGAUUCAGUUAUACCAGACACUGAUUUUGGGGAACGAUACGGAUCUGUCAAUCCUGGAAUAUCCCGUCCUGCAAGAAUCUGAUGCAGUUCUAAGCUUCAUUGCAAAAAGUUGUGUUGUAGUGGGCAAUCGAUGGACAUUGUCUUUUGACAUGUCUUCUAUAUCCAGCACCAAUGAGCUGAAAUUGGCUGAGCUGAGAAUCCGCCUCCCUUCAUUUGAAAGACCCCAGGAUGUUACUGUAGAGAUCUACCACACAAAGAAAGGUCAGGAGAAUCUCUUUAUGGGAUCCUUCAAGACUAACCCUUCUGUUGCAAUGGGUUCCUCAUGGAAGGUCUUUAAUCUUACUAGGAUGCUCCAGUAUUAUCUCCACCAAGGGGAGCAAUUCACCAAUGAUGAAUACAUAGAAGUUAAGAACCUGCAUGAGGGAGCCAAGCCACAAGUCAUUAAGAGAAGAGCAAGGACUGAGGUUGAAGAAGGUCUACAAGGGAAUAAAGACAAUACCCCUACAUCCAGUUUUCCCACAGAGAGAGUUGUGCUGGUCGUAUUCACCAGGGAUAAACCCACUGCUAAUCACUUUGGCUCUCCUAGUCUUAUUCACACUGUGGAGUCUUCCAAGUAUGUUAUGAGUGAAAGUACUGUCCGGGUGGCAGAUGCCAGGAGACACCGGCGCAACCAAAAAACAAAGAACACCAUCAUCAUGAACACCAUACCCUCCAGGAGUGCUGGAAAUCCCCUUUGCAGGAGGGUGGAUAUGAUAGUGGAUUUUGAAAAGAUUAAAUGGGGCGAUCGGAUUGUCUACCCCAAAAGAUUCAAUGCCUAUAGGUGUGAAGGAGCCUGUCCCAUUCCUCUGAAUGAAACCUUCAAGCCAACAAACCAUGCCUACAUCAAGAGUCUGGUCAAGUUGUACGAUCAAGAGAAAGUGGAAUGUUCCUCCUGUGUCCCUGUAAAGAUGAGCCCUCUGUCCAUGUUACUGUAUGAAGACGGAGAAGUUGUACUGAAGCAUCAUGAGGAUAUGAUUGUGGAUGAGUGUGGAUGUAACUGAAUUUAUGGAGUUAUAAAUGUGCCAUAAACUUGCUUUGUGGCAAUGUCACAUUUGUUGUAUAUAGUGUUCAUCGAAAAAAAUGUCUAUUUUUAUGUAAUGCGCAAGAAAAAAUAUUUAUUAUAUUGAGUUAUAUAUUGUCUAAGCACUCUACAAUAAAAUAUUGAAUU